UUAUUUUUCAAUAGGUUUUAAAUCCAAUAAAAGAUUUCUCUUAAGUUUGAAAAAAAUCUUUUUUAAAGCAUAUCUAAGACGGAAUUCUACGUGAACAGAGCAAAAUGAAAAGUCUUUUUUUUAUUGGUUUACUAAAUCUCGUUGUUUUCAACGACGCUCGCUACUAUCCUGCAUACCUCUGGCCUGAAAGACUAAACCAAGAUUCAAAAUCACGUUAUGAAGAUGAACCAUUGCCUGAACCCGUGCCACAAGAGAAUAUAGACAAUGUUUUUCCAAAUGAUAUUCCCGCACAAAAAUUUCAACCAGGUACUUGGAUGCGAGAUGAUGAAUAUUUGAAUGAUCAACAUGUGCGUAAUUUAAACCCAAGAGCUUCUUGUACAGGAUGCACAGCUCUGGAACAGGAUGAUAUUUUUUUAAAUGAUGAAACCGUGCGUCAAUCUAAUCCUAGAGCUUGGAUGGAGCAAGAUAAUGUUUUUUCAAAUGAUGAAACCAUGCAUCAAUCUAACCCUAGAGCUUGGAUGGAGCAAGAUAACGUUUUUUCACGUGAUGAAAUCAUACGUCAAUCUAAUCCACGAGCUUGGAUGGAACAAGAUGAUGUUUUUUCAAAUGAUGAAACCAUGCAUCAAUCUAACCCUAGAGCUUGGAUGGAGCAAGAUAACGUUUUUUCACGUGAUGAAACCAUACGUCAAUCUAAUCCACGAGCUUGGAUGGAGCAAGAUAAUGUUUCUCCGCGUGAUGAAACCAUGCGUCAAUCUAAUCCAAGAGCUUGGAUGAAAAGUAAUGACUUUUCUAAUGAUGAGCCUCAGCCUUUUAUUCAUAACGUUGCAGAUGAAACAAAUCCAAAUCACAAUUUACAAAAACUUUAUGAUGAAUCUCCAUUGUCUGCACAAAGUUUAACAGAGGAAGACGAUGUUUUUUCUAGUGAUGCAAAAAAGGGUGCAUCAACAUCAUCUAGUUCUCACGGAAAUUCAAAUUCAAAUUCGAAUUCAAGUAACGCUGGACGCACACACUAGUAAUAGAUAUAAAUUUAACGUUUUGAAAGUUCCAGAAAAAUAAAUUUAAAUGUAAUAAUACAUUUCACUUUUUAUUAA
Messenger RNA from Hydra vulgaris (swiftwater hydra), 1091 nucleotides. RefSeq names its product golgin subfamily A member 6-like protein 25. NCBI's taxonomy places the organism in Eukaryota, Metazoa, Cnidaria, Hydrozoa, Anthoathecata, Hydridae. The record is from RefSeq and is a predicted model, not a curated record.